AUGUAUUACUGCAUUUCUAAUUUAAUGUAUCACGACUGGUGUGACGAAGUUGGUCAAGACCCGAGACUCUAUUACAAAUCUGGAUGGCAUUUUCCGACUAAAGAAGUUCCCAAGGAGGAGUUUUUGCCGAAAUUUGAGGAUAUGAAAGUUGAGGACAUUUCUUAUUUAACUAAAGGGGAAGCUGCUGGAGCUAACUAUUGCUGCCGUUGCAACGUCACUUUGGCGUCACCGUGGGAAAUACGACAACACCUUCGAACGAAGUCCCAUCGCGAGAGCUCAGCAGCUGAUGAGGAGAGCGAACAUAUAUUCCUCCAAAACUGA
Perkinsus marinus ATCC 50983 is the source of this 321-nucleotide messenger RNA. RefSeq lists its product as hypothetical. The transcript has 5 exons. The coding region runs from base 1 to 321 and encodes 106 amino acids. The record is from RefSeq and is a predicted model, not a curated record. Lineage: Eukaryota; Perkinsozoa; Perkinsida; Perkinsidae.